Molecule: messenger RNA, 2333 nt
Organism: Papilio machaon (common yellow swallowtail)
Lineage: Eukaryota; Metazoa; Arthropoda; Insecta; Lepidoptera; Papilionidae
Gene: Mnn1
Product: menin
Exons: 5
Coding region: 101-1822 (573 amino acids)
Biological process (GO): regulation of transcription by RNA polymerase II; negative regulation of cell cycle; negative regulation of cell population proliferation
Cellular component (GO): nucleus; chromatin; histone methyltransferase complex
Molecular function (GO): transcription cis-regulatory region binding; Y-form DNA binding; chromatin binding
Source: RefSeq, a predicted model, not a curated record
CUUUUUAUAUUUUGUCUGUGGUAACCGGCAUAUCGGAAUAUUGUUGUGUACGCAAAAUUAAUUUAUUUCUGCAACUAUUUAAAAUAAUGUAAUAUAAAUAAUGUCAAACAUUUCGGAAUAUAAACAUUUUUUUCCUAUAGACAGUAUUAGAAAAGUUUGUACUAUUUUUGAGGAACAACUGCGCAGUGAAAAAGAACCGGACCUUGCCUUGUUUUCCAUAAUAGUUGGAGCGGUGGAAAACAACUUAACAAACGUGAAAAAUAGCGAAAAAGAUGUUAAUUUGGCGACUAAUAAGUUCAUUAAAAUGAAAUUCCCUUCCAUAGAAUGGGAGGAAGUGAAAUCUCUCUACGAGCGUUUUGUAUCUUUGAUGAGAGCAGGUGUUGACGCCAAGUUACUUAACGGGGAAUUUGCAACUCGUGACUUAGUUAAGCGAGUAGCAGAUGUCGUGUGGAAUUCUUUGACUCGAAGUUAUUACAAGGACCGGGCCCAUCUUCAAUCAGUUUACAGUUUUUUGACUGGAAAUAAACUCGAUUGCUUUGGUGUUGCAUUUGCAGUAACGGCGGGAUGUCAAGUUUUAAGUAAAAGGGAUGUACAUCUCGCACUAUCAGAAGAUCACGCUUGGGUCGUUUUUGGAAAAGAUGGGACAGAUACGGCCGAGGUCACAUGGCAUGGCAAAGGUAAUGAAGACAAAAGAGGCCGGUCAGUGGGUGAUGGUGUCUCAGCUCGCUCAUGGUUAUAUGUAGCCGGAAAACCUGUUGUGUGUACCCGUAUGAUGGAACUGGCCGCAUUAGUCUCAUCAAUUAAUCCAACUUUAACACCAACAAUUGAUGUCCAUGAAGUGGCCCAAAUGCAACAUAGACUUCUAUGGCUCUUAUAUGAUAGUGGUCAUUUAGAUGCAUAUCCAAUGGCUUUGGGAAAUUUGGGUGACUUGGAUGAAUACAUGAGAAUAUCAAAUUGUUCUGAAAGUACAGAAGACACAUUGAUAUUGGAAGAAAAUGGUAGUAAGCCUUUAAGGCCGGACUCAGCGGCUCUUUAUGUUCAAGCCAUCAGAUCUGCAAGAACAUAUUAUGACGACAGACAUGUAUAUCCUUACACAUUCCAAGGCGGCUAUUAUCAUCGACAUAAGAUGUACAAGGAAGCUUUUAAUGCAUGGGCUUGUGCUGGUGAUGUUAUAAGACAUUAUAAUUAUUCACGUGAUGACGAGGAAAUAUACAAAGAAUUUGCAGAGAUCGCAAAUGAAUUAAUUCCGCAACUUAUGAAAGCUGAAAGUUCGGGACAUUCAGCAAGGUCUAUUUUAAAAGAUCCUGAAUGCUUUGCAUCUUUACUACGGUUUUACGAUGGCAUUUGCAAGUGGGAGGAAGGCAGCCAAACUCCUAUUUUACAUAUAGGAUGGGCAAAGCCCCUUGUUAGCACUAUAUCUAAAUUUGAUGCUGAAGUAAGGGCACAAGUACAUAUUAUAUGCAGUCCGGAUAAUGAAGAGCCAGAAACAUCUGAGGAAAAAAAGGAAACAGAUACUGAAGACACACAUGUGCAGAAAAAUAAUGAUCAAUGGAAUAAUAAUUCGGAUAACACAGAAAUGAGUGUUCGGGAACAGUUAACGGCCGCUGUUAACAGUAGACCUCGUGUGACAUUGUACAGCCACAAAAUGGCAGCACUGAAGCCAUUACUGCUGGCAGAGAGAUUAAAUACGCACGCCUUACAGCUUCAACUCACCGCUCAAAGUCAACUGCAGCGGCCCCAGGCACCAACUAAGCGAAGAGAUGAUGAUGACCAUACACCUGUUCCAACUGCAAGAGCUAAAAGGGCACGUCGAGAACGUUAAUAUAUAUAUUUUUUAUACAGUUUAAGAAGCAUAAUUCAUCCUCGGCCCAAAUAAGAAGAGGCCUUUAUAUUUGUUGAUUUAAUAAAUAAUCAUUUUAUCAUGUUUGUAAAAGAACUACAGAAAUAAUAUUUUGCUAAUUAUUUAGCAACUUAUUAUGGUUUCUAGUGACAGUGCCUUAGAAUUUACUGUCAUUUUUUCAAAGAAGUUCUUAAAUUAAUGUUUUAGAAUGACUCAUGCAGAGGAAGUGGUGGCAAGAAAGAAUUAAUACGAGAGAAUAUGUUGUAUUUUGUUCUAUUGUAUGUUUGUUGAAUGGAUAUAGGUUGGAGAUGAUUUCUAUUGGUUUUUCUUUGAAAUAAGUCAUAUGAAUCUAAUUAAUCUGAAUAAAUCUUAACAUCAGCUUUCUAUAAAACCAUUGUGGCCAGUGCUGGACACAGGCCUCUCUUACUUUAAGCUUAGUUGAUGGCCUUAAAGUUUGAUGAUAUAUUGCUGUAGUUAGUCAUACAAAAAAGCC